UUUAAACGCUGCUGCUGCUCAGAGGCUUGUUCAGCAGCGGCUGGGACUCCUCCGACUCGUGUUUCCUUGGAGGCUUUUCGGAUUUUGCUCUGCGGCAGCGCGUAGCGGACUCUGGUUUACUUAGUUGGACUGAAGAUCUCAUUUCCUCUGGAAGCUUUUUCUCUCACCUAGGAUUCUCUACUUGGAAGUUCGUAUUAGUGCGCUUUUAGUGGCAGCAAAACUCCAGAUUGAUACAAGGUACCUGACAAAGGGCUUUCUCCCCCUUGGUGGACAGGAUAGAUGCGUAGCAGGAGCUGCUGCGCUUUCGUGGCAUCGCCGUGGCGCUGGACACUUGAGCGAUGACGAGCGUGUGUUUCAACGCCCGCUGCAAGCCAACCAUGGCUUCGCUCCGUCUCAGUUUGUAAGGAGGAAGAUCUGUGUGCACUGUAAGUGUCGCCGUGAGGAGCAUGCAGUGACAGUCAUGCCUGUGGAAAUGGAAAAAACGGUCACCAAGCUGAUGUAUGACUUCCAGAGGAACUCGACCUCAGAUGACGACUCGGGCUGCUCUCUCGAAGAAUACGCCUGGGUACCACCGGGACUUAAACCUGAACAGGUUCAUCAUUACUACAGCUCCCUGCCUGAGGACAAGGUACCCUACGUAAACAGCCCAGGAGAGAAGUACCGCAUCAAACAGCUGCUCCAUCAGCUCCCGCCCCACGACAAUGAGGUGCGCUACUGCAACAGCCUGGAUGAUGAGGAGAAGCGAGAACUGAAGCUCUUCAGUAAUCAAAGGAAACGGGAGAACCUGGGUCGUGGUAACGUCCGUCCGUUCCCGGUGACGAUGAUGGGGGCAAUCUGUGAGCAGUGCGGAGGGCAGAUAAAUGGUGGCGACAUCGCUGUGUUUGCAUCCCGAGCGGGUCACGCUGUGUGUUGGCACCCUGCCUGCUUUGUGUGCAGCACGUGUAAGGAGCUCCUGGUGGACCUCAUCUACUUCCACCAGGACGGGAAGAUUUACUGCGGCCGGCACCACGCUGAGCGACUGAAGCCGCGCUGCACGGCCUGCGACGAGAUCAUCCUUGCGGAUGAGUGCACAGAGGCAGAGGGUCGUCACUGGCACAUGAAGCACUUCUGCUGUUUUGAGUGUGAGACGGUGCUGGGGGGCCAGCGUUACAUCAUGAAGGAGGGACGGCCCUACUGCUGCUCCUGCUUUGAGUCGCUCUACGCCGAGUACUGCGACUCCUGUGGGGAUCAUAUCGGCAUCGACCAAGGCCAGAUGACGUAUGAUGGACAGCACUGGCACGCCACCGAGGGUUGUUUCUGCUGUGCCCGCUGCAAACGAUCCCUGCUAGGUCGGCCCUUUCUGCCUAAACAGGGUCAAAUCUUCUGCUCACGCUCGUGCAGUCUGGGUGAAGAGCCCAAUGGCUCUGAUUCUUCUGAUUCAGCCUUCCAAAGUGCUCGCUCUACCAGAGAGUCCAGACGCAGCAGCAAAACUACAAAGAGUGGAGGAGGAGGAGUGGGUGGGGGGCAGUCUGAUAGGUAUUCAGAAGAGGUGGACCCACUUUCCAUACAAAUGGAUCUUCUGAGUCUCUCCAGCCAAACGCCCAGUUUAACUCGCGAGCCGCCCUCCUGGCAGAACCAGGAGCAGAUGGGUGAUGGUUACAGUUAUUUAUCACCAUCUGAUCCGAUAGCCAGUCCCACCCCUCUGCAGCUGCUUAGCCAAUGCAAUGUCAGGAGUUCCUUUAACUCCACCUGCUCUGCACAGAACAAUCAACAGCAAGAUCACAGGACCAAAGAGAACGGCGGUUUGAAGCGACCCCGCCUCUCCGCUAUGAAGGGCCACUCUUUGAAUGAGAUGUGGUUUCAGCCAGCUGUUCCAGAGGAGCACUACCCUCCCAAACUGAGGACCCAAAAGAGCGUCAUCGAGGUGUCCCAUUGCACUCAGCACCACAAUGGCUUCUCCUCAGACAAGCGCUCCAUUAGUCUGCACGGCAUUCAGAAAGACCGAGAUGGAGCCGCUCCGACAACUGCUCAGGUAGCAAGAAGCAGGAACCCUAUCAGUGCACUUAACUUCCCCGACCAGCUGACCCCCCUUGAGCAGACCCCAAAAGGUUCCAUAGAGUCCUUGACUUUGUCCAAUGCUACAGGCAACUCAGCAGAUGGUGGAGGAAGGCAUCAGGAGAAUCUCUCCCGUUUCUCCAUGCCAGACCUGAGCAAAGACUCUGGAGUGAAUGUGUCAGAGAAAAGCAACAUGGAUACACUCAACUCCUCUGUUCAGUUUCAUAGCUCCGAGUCUAUUCACAGUCUCAAUGCCAACCAGUCCUACAUGGAGGUAAACGUCCCCAGGUCUGCGCCGUACCAGGUGAAGUUCUGUGACCCUCCUAGUAUGGGGAUUGGUGUGGGAAUGACCCAUCUACCCCCUGGCUUCACCUAUCAGGAGGAGGAUCGGAUCAGUUUGGUUAGCAGCGCUAAUGCUGCACGUCUGCCACCCAUCAGUGAGCGCAGAGUGAGCGGUGUGGCUGGCAGGGAACCAAGCAUCCGAACGGAUGGUCCUGAAGACACACCUCAAAGGCGCCGGCACCACCAUCACCGCCAGCGGCGAUCCCGGCGAUCUCGGUCUGAAAACGCUCUGAACUUAGUGGCCGAGCGACGGGUUCGACCUCAAGAGAGGCCGCAGCUGCUGCGUGUCCAAGAGGAUUACGACCGUUUCCCACCACCGAGGAGUGCCAGGGACCAGUUUGGAGUCAGAGGAGGGGGUAGGUACCAGCCCCAGCUCUUCAGACAGUGCCCCAGGACCACUUCAGACCUGUGUCUGCAAAACCCAGCACCUGCCAGGCGCACUGGUUUGAACCAGUACUCCUGGGAUGAUUAUUAUGAUGACGACUGGUGCUCCACGUGCUCGUCAUCCUCCGAAUCUGAAGAUGAGGGCUACUUCCUGGGUGAACCCAUCCCCAGACCUGUCCAGCUGCGCUACCUCAGCAGCCAGGAGCUGGUCCAUAAGUACAACAACAACACGGGGAAUGGAGGACCCAACAGUAACGGGCAGUUGCACACCCGCAAACGUAGAAAAAGCAAGAACUGUAUUAUCACUUAACAUCUGGACUGUCUCUACAAUGAAUUUCCUUCAGCUUGUGUACACUAACACCCUCCAUCAGGAACAGAUAUACACAAUUCAGUAUUGAGUGUUUGAAGUCUUUCAUGAAUCUGAGUUGAUUAGUCAUGAAACGGCAAAAACGUUAGCAUGAUUGUUCAUUUUGAAGUUUCGCUACGUCUCCUGAGUGUAACAGUUACAUGUAGUUUUGAUGAAAACCUGAUGUGCAAUCUCUCAGUCAUGACUUUUAAUUCCAUGCUGCAAAAAAAGAUGUACAACAUAGUCGGUUUGAUAGUCUGACAUCUGUAUUCGGUGUGUUCGAUAUAGGAUACUAUUAAAAUGUACAUAGAUAAAUGAAUUAAUAAUUUCAUUUAAAUUAACAGUCUGUGUAAAUAGGGUUGUAAAUGAGGACUCACAUAUUUUUAUAUUUUGUAUGGAUAGAAUCAGUUACUUAUUAAAUAACUAUAAUGUAGAAUUAGAGCUAAAAAACAACAAAUGCAUGUGUUUUUGUUUAUUUUUUCGCUGACCUGGUGCUGGUGGAAUAAAGGAGUGUUUCAGUGACUUCUGGCAUUGGCAGCUGGUGUUUCUCUCCAGAGAAUGACAACACAUGGGUGAUGAAGUGUGCAAAAUGGCUCCUUUCCGCAUCUGUUUAAUGCAUAAACUGAGUGACAAUGUGUUGCAGAGGUUGAUUAGAAUCAUACUCCUCCGGUUUGACCGAUUGUAAUGGAUGCGGUCGCAUUCAAACACACAGAGGUCCGUUGUCCUGAUGACAAAUGCCACUGAUGUUCAGAUUUAUUGGAUCAGCCUCCACAAGUUGGAAGCAGCCAACAUGAUCGAGGUCUGGAGGCGCAGUUAUUGAAAGCAGCUGAUGGUGUUUUUGACAUUUUUGGACCAUGGCUAGGACAUUUGUAUCUCUUUAGGAAAAGUCAGAAACUUUCUUGCCCAAUUUCUAAUCUAAUAAAAUUCCCAUUGAGAUUA
Nothobranchius furzeri (turquoise killifish) is the source of this 4045-nucleotide messenger RNA. RefSeq names its product prickle homolog 2b (gene prickle2b). The record is from RefSeq and is a predicted model, not a curated record. NCBI's taxonomy places the organism in Eukaryota, Metazoa, Chordata, Actinopteri, Cyprinodontiformes, Nothobranchiidae. Gene Ontology annotation, molecular function: zinc ion binding.